Lodderomyces elongisporus is the source of this 1176-nucleotide messenger RNA. It is a transcript of the gene FPR3, whose product is annotated as peptidylprolyl isomerase. The transcript has a single exon. NCBI's taxonomy places the organism in Eukaryota, Fungi, Ascomycota, Pichiomycetes, Serinales, Debaryomycetaceae. Gene Ontology annotation, cellular component: nucleolus; chromatin. Gene Ontology annotation, molecular function: peptidyl-prolyl cis-trans isomerase activity. Bases 1 to 1176 code for a protein of 391 amino acids. The record is from RefSeq and is a predicted model, not a curated record.
AUGUCUUUGCCAAUUGCUACGUAUAACUUGGCCUUGAAUCCAUUUCAGCCUACUCCUGCUCUUGAAGAGGAUUAUCCAGUCACUGUGAGAAUCAGUUUGGCUGCUUUGGACCCAGAAGCAACUGAUGACAAGGAAGAGCCAUCAACUUUGAGAAUCUUGAAGAAGCUGAUAGAUUUCGAUGAGGAUGAUGAUGAGGAUGAUGACGAAGAUGAGGAUGAUGACGAUGAAGAUGAAGAUGAAUUGGAUGAAAUCAAGGAGAAAGGAAAUGGUAAGGUCAAAAAGGCCGAUGCUGAAGACGAUGACGAUGAAGAAGAAGAAGAAGAUGAUGAUGAAGACGAUGAACUCGAUGAGGAUAUCGAAGAAUUUGUUGUUUGUACUUUGUCACCAAAACACCAAUACCAACAAACACUUGACCUCACCAUCCUUCCUGAUGAGGAAGUCUAUUUUGUUGUGACUGGUUCUUACCCAAUCCACCUCACUGGUAACUACAUCGAGCAUCCAGCCAACGAUGACGAAGACGACUAUGAUGAAGAGUACGACGAUGAAUACGACGACGACGAUGAAGAUGAUGAUGAAUACGAUUUGACCCCUGAUGAAGACGAAAUCAUUGAGGAAAUUGAAGAAGAGCAAGCAGAACCAGGUAAGAUCGAAGAAAUCGUUGAGGAAACCAAGAAAAGACCUGCAUCAGAAGCCGUUGACGAGCAAGAAGAAGAAAAAGGAGGAAAAGAGUCCAAAAAAGCCAAAGCAGCUAAAAAGGCUAAAAAGGCUGAGAAAACCGUGCAAUUUACUAAGGAGUUGGAACAAGGUCCAAGCGGCUCCACUUUUGAGAAAAAGAAAUACCCAACAAAAACCUUACUUGGAGGUGUCAUUACUGAAGACAGAAAACAAGGAUCAGGUCCAGAAGCUAAAUCAGGAAACAAAGUGGGUAUCAGAUACAUUGGUAAACUCAAAAACGGUAAAGUGUUUGAUAAAAACACUUCGGGCAAACCAUUUUCGUUCAAAUUAGGUAAAGGUGAAUGUAUUAAAGGUUUCGAUUUAGGUGUUGCUGGUAUGAGUGUUGGCGGCGAGAGAAGAGUUAUUAUCCCACCAAAAAUGGGUUACGGUUCCCAGCUGCUUCCUGGAAUUCCAGCAAACUCUGAGUUGACUUUUGACAUCAAGUUAGUUUCAUUAAAGUAA